AUGAAGCAAUGGACGAUUGUUGAAAUGAACGAAGUGUUGAUGAUCCGUUCUUCAGAUAUGGGUGAUGAAAACAAUGUUAAUCCGAUUACGUCUAUAAUUAUUGUUGCUGAUAAAAAUCGAUGUCCUCGUGGAUUCAGUCCGAUUACAAAAACGUUCGACGAACAAAAUGAUGCUGACUUAUGGAGGGAAAGUUCAUUCAAUUUUUUUAGUCGACCUGUACGAUAUUUGGCAAUCACUAGAGAUACUCCUCAAAACACAAUUAGUACACAUGUAGUGACAGAUUUAUGUGUCGUAAAGGACUCCGACCCAAUUCCCAUGGGUUUUAUCGCCAUCGAUUAUACGGCAGAUUCAAAGGAAAAAGCUUUACGCAAAAAAUAUCUCUGUGUGCGCACGGUAGCUCGAGAUGCUGUUGUUGACGCCGUUGGAGAAAUAGUUUUGUUAAGUAAGAUGAGGAAGCCACCCAAGAAUUAUUCAUCUGCUGGUGAAAUAGAUGGCAUUUUGGUAUGCUUCAAACAUAUCGUAAUUCCAUCAUCAUUUGGUGUCGCAAUACCUCGUAGCAGAUCCACAACUUCUGUAUUAUACCCACCCAUUGAGACCAAUGAAUCCCGACAUUCCACUCCUGCGCUGGACAGAACAAAAAUGACUAGUAUUACAACAAAAAAUGCUUUAACUAUAAAAGCGGGUGUGAAACGAGGUGUGGAAGAUGUUCCUUUCAGAUUGAAUCCUCAGGUGGAAAGCAUUUUAGCUAAAAAUAAGUUGGAAAUGUUACCGGAAUUAAAGAAAUGUGAUUCUGAACAAUUGGAUCGUGAUUACUGUUAUUACUUUACUCUAGAACGAGCAAUGCUUUCUAAUUCCUGA
This is a messenger RNA of Brugia malayi, 858 nucleotides long. It is a transcript of the gene Bma-mvb-12, whose product is annotated as CG7192-PB, putative. The transcript has 7 exons. The record is from RefSeq and is a predicted model, not a curated record. The coding region runs from base 1 to 858 and encodes 285 amino acids. Gene Ontology annotation, cellular component: late endosome; ESCRT I complex. Lineage: Eukaryota; Metazoa; Nematoda; Chromadorea; Rhabditida; Onchocercidae. Gene Ontology annotation, biological process: regulation of epidermal growth factor receptor signaling pathway; virus maturation; viral budding.